AUGCAGCAAAGAUCGAUGAGGAAGGUUGUUCCACAAGCCUGCGAUGCUUGUCGCCGACGGAAAAUUAAAUGCAACGGUCGCCAACCAUGCCCGGGCUGCAUCUCGACAAAUCUAUCCUGCACGUUCAAGCUGCCACAGAAAAGAGGCGGGAACACAGGCGUAAGAGCUACAGUACUGAAUCAACUACGCGCCGGUCAGCAGCAGGAAAGUGAAGACAGCACGAGCUUUCCCGAAUUUCGGCCCUCGCCGGACGAUUAUGCGUCACCAAGCAACGAUUCCGUAGUAGGAUGCCUGCAAGCGAUCACCAUCGACGCCUGUAUAGAUGCGUAUCUGGACAGAAUCCACCCGGUGGUGCCGCUUUUGACGCCUGACCUCCUUCGAGAGGAAGCUUUGCAGACGUCCACGUCGCUCACUUCCCGCCAAUUCAUCGUUUCAUUCUGCGCAUACGUGGUCACUUUCGGCAAUAUACUCCAUCAAUACCUUCCCUCCCAUAUCAAAGAGGAAGACCUGCAGCAAAAGCUGCUAGACGCCGCGUUGAGCAUUCAGGACCCAGACAGGGUCUUCCAGCCUGGUCGGCUCUCGGUCUACAUUUCCUUCUUUCUAUACGGAGCAUAUGCGGGACUGGGGAAUUACCGGCAGGGUUGGUUUUACCUGAGGGAGGCUACGACGUUAUUCAUGAUGCAGAGGGGAAAGGAAGAGCAAUAUGGCACCGAGGCUUAUAGAUGCUUGUUCUGGGUCUUGGUAGUGUCGGAGAGCAGAGCACACGCCGUCCGUCGAACCCGCCCCAUCACACUCUCCGUGACGGCUUCAGCUCCUGCAUUGAAUUUGACUGCUGAGCGCGGUUUACACUAUCUUGCCUCCAUAUUCCGUCCCUUCGAUGAAAUGUUCUUCGCUGUCUGGAAUGGGUCGCGGCAAGAGUGCAGCAAGGAAUGGCUUCUGGGACUCGAGAACGAGGUGCGAACAGCACUUCCACCCAUUCUCGACCUUCCCAAUGAGCAGAUAGCGAACCUACGCGUCUCUCAGCUGUGGCUUCAGGUCAAGUUGUGGGAGCUAUUCCCCCGUUUUGGGUUCCUGUCAAGCGAGUCAGUGCACAAUUGCUUGACGUUUCGAUAUCCCAUCAGUAUCGCGAGAGACUUGACAAUCGUCGCGAUGAAGCUGCCGGUUCAAAGCCUACAGAUCCAUGGUGUUGGAAUGACUGAGAAAGUCUUCGAUAUUGCCUGUGCCCUCGCGGACAUCCUGCCCUUCAUUUCUAUCCCGACUUCGCAACUCGAACUAGGCCCUGUGGACUACCUCGUGCAGGCAACGUCCCUUCUUGCAAAGCUUCCAGGUGGUUCUUCGAAGUUCAUUCCCCUGCUUCUAGUGAAAGUAAACGAAUUACUCCCCGAGCUUUCAAAAACGUUAUGCGAAGCAGUUUCAAUACCCGUGGUUUCUAUGAAUAACCCGAUGAGCCCUGAUACAAGGUUCAUAUACGAAGAGGAAGUAGGACAGGGACUGUAUAUGGAUUUGAGAAGAGGGAGAUAG
Molecule: messenger RNA, 1521 nt
Organism: Trematosphaeria pertusa
Lineage: Eukaryota; Fungi; Ascomycota; Dothideomycetes; Pleosporales; Trematosphaeriaceae
Exons: 4
Coding region: 1-1521 (506 amino acids)
Biological process (GO): regulation of DNA-templated transcription
Molecular function (GO): zinc ion binding; DNA-binding transcription factor activity, RNA polymerase II-specific
Source: RefSeq, a predicted model, not a curated record